This is a messenger RNA of Medicago truncatula (barrel medic), 2526 nucleotides long. Its product is annotated as ATP-dependent zinc metalloprotease FTSH 4, mitochondrial. The record is from RefSeq and is a predicted model, not a curated record. Lineage: Eukaryota; Viridiplantae; Streptophyta; Magnoliopsida; Fabales; Fabaceae. Gene Ontology annotation, molecular function: metalloendopeptidase activity; ATP binding; ATP-dependent peptidase activity. Gene Ontology annotation, biological process: protein import into chloroplast stroma; proteolysis. Bases 192 to 2315 code for a protein of 707 amino acids. Gene Ontology annotation, cellular component: membrane; chloroplast. The transcript has 7 exons.
UAAAAAAGGAAUAUUGAGGUGGCAGGGAGAGAGGAAGAGUAGUGAGUUAGUUGAUGGAGUCGUGGAGAGAAGUUAGUAGAAUAAGUAUGUAGUAGAUACGUAUUUCUCUCAUUGAAGAAUAAGCUUUGUUCAGUACUCACUCACUCACUCUAGUUAGAAAUUGGUUAUUUGCAUCUUGUUUUACCAGUAGCAUGGCUUGUUGGAGGCGAUUCAUAAUGCACCUCCGUUAUUCAACCCAUCAAUCUCCAUGGCAGAUUGAAAGGCGUCAAUCCGAAUUUGGAAAGGUCAAAGAUUUAUUGACUACAAACUAUUCAUCUCGGAAUAAGUUUGAAGGCUAUUCAAGGAAUAAUAGGCUUUUCUUCUCCCAGUAUAGAUAUAAAGGAAAUCUGGCCAUACCACAAUGUGAUUCAUCCGAAGCUGCCGAGGAAGCCUCUUAUGAUCCUCAAGCCGUGAUUAGAGCAUUUGAAAGUCAGCCAUCUCUCCAUACAGAUUCUUUCGCAUUUUUUGAAUAUGUUAAAGCAUUAGUAAACGUUGAUAGGCUGGAUGAAAGCGAAUUUCUGAAGACUUUUCUAAGAGGUGACUAUUUGGCUAGAAUUGCUCAUUUUCUCUUGACUGUGCAUCUCUUUAAACAUUUCUUCCCUUGCAUUUCAGGUAUUUCUAACUCAGCGAGAGAGGAAGAUAGCCUCGGAACUGAAAGUGCUCCUAUUAGUAUGGCCACUGAAAUUUUUGGUAGAAAUUUCAUAGAUCGAAUGUGGGAUACAAUUCUGUUUGCUGGAGCACUCGUCCUCUUUUUGUAUUUAUUUAUGCAUGAAGGACAUGGUAUGUCUAAAAAAAUUCAGCCCACUGUGGAGACAAAUGUUAAAUUUAGCGAUGUGAAAGGUGUGGAUGAGGCAAAGGCCGAACUUGAAGAAAUUGUUCAUUUCCUAAAAGAUCCCGAGUACUUUAGUCGUCUUGGUGGCAAACUCCCUAAAGGUGUUUUGCUUUCUGGCCCGCCUGGCACUAGCAAAACAAUGUUAGCAAGAGCUAUUGCUGGAGAGGCUGAUGUUCCUUUCUUCCAAAUCAGUGGAAGUGAAUUUGAAGAGAUGCUAAUGGGUGUUGGUGCACGAAGGGUGAGAGAUCUUUUUGCCGCUGCAAAAAAGAAGUCACCUUGUAUAAUCUUUAUUGAUGAGAUUGAUUCAAUUGGUGGAAAACGAGGUAAUGAUGAGAAUAAAAAGAACAUGAGGCAGACUUUAAAUCAAAUGCUCUUUGAGCUCGAUGGAUUCAAACAAAACGAUGGCAUAAUUGUGAUUGGUGCUACUAAUCAUCCCGAGUCACUAGAUAAUGCUUUGGUAAGACCAGGGCGAUUUGAUCGUCAUGUUGUUGUUCCCAAUCCAGAUGUAGAAGGACGGCGACAGAUAUUGGAAUCUCACAUGUCAAAGGUUCUGAAGGCAAAUGAUGUUGAUGUAGAAAUCAUUGCUCGGCGUACACCUGGAUUCUCCGGUGCUGAGCUUGCAAACUUGGUUAACACUGCCGUCCUGAGGGCAACAAUGGAUGGUGCUAAAGCCGUGAGCAUGCAUGAUUUUGACUCUGCACGGGACAAGAUUAUAAUGGGAAGUGAACGCAGAUCAACAGUUAUAUCUGAGGAGUCAAGAAAGAAUACUGCUUUCCAUGAGGGUGGCCAUGCCUUAGUGGCAAUUCAUACUGAUGGUGCGCUUCCUGUUUACAAGGCAACUAUAGUUCCUCGUGGGAAUGCUCUUGGCAUGGUUUCUCAACUGCCUGACAAGGAUAUGACCAGCUACUCCCGUAAACAGAUGCUUGCCAAUCUUGAUGUUUGUAUGGGAGGUCUGGUUGCUGAAGAGCUAGUUUUCGGAGAAAAUGAACUUACUUCUGGUUCAUCCUCAGAUCUUUCAAAGGCAACUAACGUGGCCAGGCAAAUGGUUACUGAAUUUGGUAUGAGUAACGAAGUUGGACGCGUCACUCACAAUUACUAUGAUGAUGGGAGGAGUAUGAGCUCAGAAACUAGGCUGCUUAUUGAGAAAGAAGUGAAGAAAUUGCUUGACAGAGCUUACAAGAAUGCAAAAACUAUUAUAACCACCCAUGAAAAGGAGCUUCAUGCGCUUGCAAAUGCUCUUAUGGAGCAUGAGACACUUACAGGAAGUCAGAUAAAGGAAUUACUUGCAAAAGUCAAAUCCCCGCAGCAACAGCCGCAAUCAUGUGUAGUCGAAGCUCAAGGAAAUUCACAGUCCAAUCCAGUAGUUGUUGCGGUUUCCGCAGCCGCUACUGCGGCUUCCGUUGCAGCUGUUAAGGCUCAAGGAGUUUCCCAAGUAGGAUCUUAAUGUGGAAGACUACCGACACAUGCGGCGAAAUAAUCACUACCAGAUUAAUAUGUGCAAAUAGUAAUUUAUUUGGUGUUUUCGCAGUUGAACUUCAGUCGUGGAAUUCAUCUCAUAUUUAGGGUUAAGUUGAUUCCAUAUUUUAGAGUUUAAACUUCAAAUAUCUUGUAUGAGUUACCAUUGAGUUGUUUUAAUAACUAUGUUGUUACUUUUA